CUGUCUCGCCAGGCCUUCCCCCACAGUAACACCCUGUCCUGGGAGGAUCGCAACAUGUACGAGGUCCAGCUGCGGGGAGAUACGCUGGGCAGCAGCAACUACUCCCACAAGAUACGGCCAGCUGAACAGGUUCUCGUCAACGUCAGGUACAACCUACUCUCCAUCAACACGCUGGACAUGAGGACUCAAACGUUUUCAACGUCCGGGUGGUUGACAGUUAAAUGGGAGGACCGCCGCCUAGCCUGGACCAGGGAGAACUAUGGGAACCUCAGCUACAUGUUUGAUACGGAGGACGUUCUGUGGAGACCGGAACUCAUCAUCGACAACUCUAUCAGCAACAUUGGCGUCAUCAAAGACAACGCCCUGUUGCUGAGGGUGCGUUACGACGGCGAAGUGGUAUGGGAACCUCCUGGUAUACACUCAGUCCACUGUGAAAUGGACACUACAUACUACCCAUUUGAUGGUCAAAAGUGUGCCCUGAAUGUUGCUAGCUGGGCUUACAACAUCAACGAAGUCAACCUCACCCAUCUCUCCACGUCAGUCAACCUUAAGGAUUACGUGCUCAACGGCGAGUGGUCUCUCCUGAAAACAACUCUCAUCCGGUCGGAGCUGGUGGAGGAGGAGGAGACCUUUUCAGAGCUGCAGUUCAUCUUCCAUGUCCACCGCCGCCCCUUCUACUACGUCAUCAACAUCAUGUUUCCCAUUGGUCUCACCUCCGCGCUCAGCUCCAUUGUCUUCAUCCUGCCCUUCGAGUCUGGUGAGAAGGUGAGCUACUCCCUCACCGUGCUGCUGUCUUACGCUGUGCUCAUGACCAUCGUUGCCGGCAACAUCCCACCCACCUCCAUCAGGAUCUCGGUACUGGGUAUCUAUUUGGCCUUGAUCCUUUUCGUUGGGUGCACAUCCGUGAUCCUGGCCGUCAUAAACCUCUACAUCUACCACCAGAAAGAUGUUCGACCUAUCCACCUAUGCUAAAGAGAUUUGUACGAUGUCUUCAAAGACAGUCCAAAGGCAGCAGUGGCGUAAAGCCCCGUAGAAAGUACCAGCCAACAGAAGAUUGUUCCGGUGGACACACCACAGGCGGCGUGGGAAGACUCGAAGGCAGACGACAAGAAUUGUUCAGACGGGUACACUUGGCGUGAUGUGGCAAUGAUGCUGGACAGCUUUCUGUUCAAACUGUACGUCGUGUUUGUAGUUGUGACAACACUCUGCUUCUUUGUCGCACUGUCCGUAGGAGGGUAUCUCGUCGAUCCGACAUUUGGCUGAAUAUAUAGAAGCUUUCUCCUCUCCUGAAUGCAAUGUAACCCAACAUAACCAAGUAAUCGCGUAUGGGUUAAA
This is a messenger RNA of Haliotis rubra (blacklip abalone), 1335 nucleotides long. RefSeq names its product neuronal acetylcholine receptor subunit alpha-3-like. Gene Ontology annotation, molecular function: extracellular ligand-gated monoatomic ion channel activity; neurotransmitter receptor activity; transmembrane signaling receptor activity. The transcript is spliced from 6 exons. Gene Ontology annotation, cellular component: synapse; neuron projection; membrane. The record is from RefSeq and is a predicted model, not a curated record. Lineage: Eukaryota; Metazoa; Mollusca; Gastropoda; Lepetellida; Haliotidae. The coding region runs from base 55 to 972 and encodes 305 amino acids. Gene Ontology annotation, biological process: monoatomic ion transmembrane transport; chemical synaptic transmission; regulation of membrane potential.